UACAUCACUGGUGAUAUUCUAGGGAAGGGCGGAUGUGGGUCAGUCUACUCUGGACUGAGGAAGUCAGAUGGAACUCAGCCUGCUGAGAAACAAGCCUUACCUCUGGAGGUGGCACUGAUGCACCUGGUCAGCCAGCCUCCCAGCAGCCCCUAUGUCCUCCAGCUGCUGGACUGGUACGAGGAGCCAGAGAACUUCAUCCUGGUCUUGGAGCGGCCCUACCCUUGCAUGGACCUGUUCGACUUCAUAGACGAGUUGGGGGGCCGACUGGACGAGUGCCUGGCGCGUGUGGUCAUGCUGCAGGUGGCGCAUGCGGUGUUGCACUGCUGCGAGCGAGGCGUCCUGCAUCGAGACAUAAAGUUGGAGAAUCUGCUGGUGCAAACGGACAGUCUCCGUGUCAAGCUGAUUGACUUUGGCUGUGGAGACCUGCUGAGAGAUACCAUGUACCGGGACUUUGCUGGCACUGAUGAGUACUGUCCCCCCGAGUGGCUCCUGGAUGGCAGGUACAGUGGCAGACCUGCCACCAUCUGGUCUCUUGGCAUCCUGCUCUUCAGCAUGGUCUGUGGAGACUUGCCCUUUAACAAACGGUCAGAGAUAAUUGCUGGUCAGCUAAAAUUCAAAAAAGGACUUUCUGAAGAAUGUAAACAUCUAAUUGGGUGGUGCCUCCACCCAGACCCCACCAGGAGACCAGUUCUGCAGCAGGUUCUUCUGCAUGAGUGGAUGAUGGGAUGGCAGACACCUUUACAAUAACUCCAACCAGAUGAAUGCCCAGAAACACCAGGCAUGAGAUAUUAGUCACUGCACAGAAGUUUUACAGAAGGCACUUUUUCAAUCUAAUGCUACAGGACAAUAUAAUAAAAUAAAGUUGGAAAGACAAA
Molecule: messenger RNA, 875 nt
Organism: Alosa alosa (allis shad)
Lineage: Eukaryota; Metazoa; Chordata; Actinopteri; Clupeiformes; Clupeidae
Product: serine/threonine-protein kinase pim-3-like
Exons: 4
Coding region: 118-747 (209 amino acids)
Biological process (GO): regulation of mitotic cell cycle; negative regulation of apoptotic process; protein autophosphorylation
Cellular component (GO): cytoplasm
Molecular function (GO): protein serine/threonine kinase activity; ATP binding
Source: RefSeq, a predicted model, not a curated record